GGCCCGCGCUCGCACGGACGCGCGGACUCGGGGCCCUGGGGACGGCCUGCGCGUCCCGGGCUCGGCGGCCCGGCCUGGGGUCUCGGUCCAGCAGUUGGACAUGGAGACCCAACGCUCCUCCCCUCUGUCAUUCCCCAACGUCCUGCAGGAAGAAACUCCGCGUCAGGCCCCGGCCGGACUCCCUCGAGAAACUCUGUUCCAAUCCCACGUGCUUCCCCCCAAAGAACUCCCUUCUUUGUGUCCCGCUAUCUCCCGGCAAGGCUGCCUACCCCAGACUCCUGGCGCCCCCAAGCAAGAGACUUCUGGCCGAAUGCCACCCGUGCUCCAGAAGGGACCCUCACUCCUGUAUCCUGGCGCUUCCGAGCAAGAGACUCGGAUCCAGGGCCCCUUGACUUCCCCAGAAGAGCCCCCGUAUCCGCCCCCCACCACUGCCGAACAAGAGAUGUCCCUUCUCUCCCACUCCACCCACCAUCAAGAAGCCCCGCUCCACUCCCCCGAAGUUCCUGAGAGAGACCCCCUGACCCUGUCCCCCACCGUGCCCGAAACCGACAUGGACCCCCUGCUCCAGAGCCCGGUUUCCCAAAAGGACACCCCCUUCCAGAUCUCUGCUGCGGCCCAGAAGGACACCCCACUCCCAACGGCGGAGAUCACCCGCUUGGCCGUGUGGGCUGCCGUCCAAGCAGUGGAGAGGAAACUGGAGGCCCAAGCCAUGCGGCUCCUGACCCUGGAGGGCAGGACUGGCACGAAUGAGAAGAAGAUAGCUGACUGUGAGAAGACGGCAGUGGAGUUCGCCAACCACCUGGAGAGCAAGUGGGUCGUGCUGGGGACCCUGCUGCAGGAGUAUGGGCUGCUGCAGAGGCGGCUGGAGAACAUGGAGAACCUGCUGAAGAACAGAAACUUCUGGAUCCUGCGGCUGCCCCCGGGCAGCAAUGGGGAAGUUCCCAAGGUCCCUGUGACGUUCGACGACGUGGCCGUCCAUUUCUCGGAGCAGGAGUGGGGGAACCUGUCUGAGUGGCAGAAGGAGCUGUACAAGAAUGUGAUGCGCGGCAACUACGAGUCUCUGGUUUCCAUGGACUAUGCAAUUUCCAAACCAGACCUCAUGUCACAGAUGGAACGAGGGGAGAGGCCGGCCAUGCAGGAGCAGGACGACUCUGAGGAGGGCGAGGCGCCUGCUGAUCCCAGUGCCGCUCAUGAUGGGAUCGUGAUUAAGAUCGAGGUGCAGACCAACGACGAGGGCUCGGAGAGCCUGGAGACGCCGGAGCCCCUGAUGGGCCAGGUGGAGGAGCACGGCUUCCAGGACUCGGAGCUGGGGGACCCGUGCGGCGAGCAGCCGGACCUGGACAUGCAGGAGCCGGAAAACCCGCUGGAGGCAUCCACGGAGGGCUCAGGCGAGUUUAGCGAGCUCAAGCAGAUGUUGGUGCAGCAGAGGAACUGUGCGGAGGGGAUCGUGAUCAAGACCGAGGAGCAGGAGGAGGAGGAGGAAGACGAGGAGGACGACGAGCUGCCGCAGCACCUGCAGUCCCUAGGGCAGCUGUCCGGGAGGUACGAGGCCAGCCUCUACCCGACACCACUGCCGGGGGAGCUGUCCCCCGAGGGCGAGGAGAGCCCUCCGCCGCUGCAGCUGGGGAACCCAGCAGUGAAGCGGCUAGCGCCCCCGUCGCACGGCGAGCGGCACCCAGGCGAGAACCGGGGCUCGGGCAGCCAGCAGCAGCGGAACCGGCGCGGCGAGCGGCCCUUCACGUGCAUGGAGUGCGGGAAGAGCUUCCGGCUGAAGAUCAACCUCAUCAUCCACCAGCGCAACCACAUCAAGGAGGGCCCGUACGAGUGCGCCGAGUGCGAGGUCAGCUUCCGCCACAAGCAGCAGCUCACGCUGCACCAGCGCAUCCACCGCGUCCGCGGCGGCUACGCGUCACCCGAGCGUGGCCCCAGCUUCACCCCCAAGCACUCGCUCAAGCCGCGCCCCAAGUCGCCCAGCUCCGGCGGUGGCAGCGGCGGCGGCCCCAAACCCUACAAGUGCCCCGAGUGUGACAGCAGCUUCAGCCACAAGUCCAGCCUCACCAAGCACCAGAUCACACACACAGGCGAGCGGCCCUAUACGUGCCCCGAGUGCAAGAAGAGCUUCCGCCUGCACAUCAGCCUGGUUAUCCACCAGCGUGUGCACGCGGGCAAGCACGAGGUCUCCUUCAUCUGCAGCCUGUGCGGCAAGAGCUUCAGCCGCCCCUCACACCUGCUGCGCCACCAGCGGACUCACACGGGCGAGCGGCCCUUCAAGUGCCCCGAGUGCGAGAAGAGCUUCAGCGAGAAGUCCAAGCUCACCAACCACUGCCGGGUGCACUCGCGCGAGCGGCCGCACGCCUGCCCCGAGUGCGGCAAGAGCUUCAUCCGAAAGCACCACCUGCUGGAGCACCGGCGCAUCCACACUGGGGAGCGGCCCUACCACUGCGCCGAGUGCGGCAAGCGCUUCACGCAGAAGCACCACCUGCUGGAGCACCAGCGCGCGCACACGGGCGAGCGGCCCUACCCCUGCACGCACUGCGCCAAGUGCUUCCGCUACAAGCAGUCGCUCAAGUACCACCUGCGGACCCACACGGGCGAGUGAGCGUAGCCCGGCCCAACGGCCCGGCCCGAGCCCAGCGGGCGGGCACGGGGCGCCCCCAGCCCGUUUGCCGUGAGCCCUCCCCCACCCCCUCUCCCUUCGUCCCUCCUCUCCCCCCUCCCCCCCCCCCCGGGGCGGCCGCGUCUCCCCCGGGGGGCCCCAGUGGGGG
Budorcas taxicolor (takin) is the source of this 2765-nucleotide messenger RNA. It is a transcript of the gene ZNF777, whose product is annotated as zinc finger protein 777. The record is from RefSeq and is a predicted model, not a curated record. Gene Ontology annotation, molecular function: RNA polymerase II cis-regulatory region sequence-specific DNA binding; DNA-binding transcription factor activity. Gene Ontology annotation, biological process: regulation of transcription by RNA polymerase II. NCBI's taxonomy places the organism in Eukaryota, Metazoa, Chordata, Mammalia, Artiodactyla, Bovidae. The transcript has 6 exons. Bases 101 to 2599 code for a protein of 832 amino acids.